Dreissena polymorpha is the source of this 4733-nucleotide messenger RNA. Its product is annotated as 3-hydroxyanthranilate 3,4-dioxygenase-like. The record is from RefSeq and is a predicted model, not a curated record. NCBI's taxonomy places the organism in Eukaryota, Metazoa, Mollusca, Bivalvia, Myida, Dreissenidae. The transcript has 11 exons. Gene Ontology annotation, biological process: 'de novo' NAD+ biosynthetic process from L-tryptophan; quinolinate metabolic process. Gene Ontology annotation, molecular function: iron ion binding; 3-hydroxyanthranilate 3,4-dioxygenase activity. Gene Ontology annotation, cellular component: cytoplasm. Bases 450 to 1349 code for a protein of 299 amino acids.
AUCAUUAGAUGCGUUAUACUUUAUUUCUAAUUAUAGUUUAUAAAUUAAAAUGUAUUUACACUUUUACUUGAUUGCUAAUUAUAGAAGUACUUAAGUAUAUAAAACAUUGAUGACUACUUAUUUAAAAGACAAGUUUGAUUUGUUUAAAGCAAGUUCAUUGAUGCAUUUAAUUGUGUAAGAGUCUCUUAUUAAAUCCAUUUUAAGUUGAAGGUCAUGCAGAUCUCUUUGUGAUAGAUUAGGCAGAAUUGACCUGCUGUGUUGAACUUAUUUACCUGUUAUUAGUACACCACCGUCCUGGCUUAGAGACAAUGUAGAUUAAUCUGUGAGAUUGCAUUUAAAUGAAUACCAAAACAAGCUGUUUUUAUGCUACUACUUUGAUAAACAACAAAUACUGGGAAUAUUUACCGGUAGUGACGUUUCAAGAUUUGCACUCGUGAACUCUGUCAGCCAUGGCAAGCUCAGAACCUGUGAUUAAUAACACAGACCAAUGGAUCGAGGCAAACAAGCAGUUUUUUCUUCCGCCCGUCUGCAAUAAGAUGAUGCACAAAGAUGGCCAGAUGAAGUCGUUCUUUGUUGGUGGGCCCAACCAGAGAAAAGACUACCACAUUGAGGAGGGGGAGGAGCUGUUCUACAUGGUGAAAGGAGACAUGUGUCUGAAGGUUGUUGAGAAAGGUGUACACAAGGAUGUUCAUAUCAAGGAAGGGGAGAUCUUCUUGUUACCAGGCAGUAUUCCCCACUCCCCCCAGCGUGAGGCUGACACUGUGGGGUUGGUGAUUGAGAGAGAACGGGCAGAGGACGAGCUGGAUGGACUCAGGUAUUUUGUUGAGGAGGAUGGUUCCCCAUCUCUUGACUCACUGUAUGAAGAAUGGUUCCACUGUGAGGACCUUGGAGUGCAGCUGGGACCUGUCAUUAAAAGGUUCUUUGCGUCUGAGCAACAUAAAACAGGCAAAGCUUUACCAGGUACAAUCCCUGAGAAUCCUCCUAUAAAGUUGAACUCGAGUCUGAGUCUUCAGUCUCCCUUCCACCUGGCCACCUUUAUCAAAGACAACCGGGCAGAGAUUGACGGCAAGGGAUAUGUGAAACUCUUUCAGAGGGACGAUUACACACACCAGUUUCAGGUGUUCCUUUAUGGGAAGGGAGAGAACUCUGGGAAGUGUGAUGAGGCAGAGACCUUCAUCUGGGGGCUGGAGGGAAGCAGCAGCGUGACCACAGGAGGGAAGACCUACACCCUGUCAACAGGGGAUAACAUGCUCAUCAGACAGGGCCAACAGUACUGUGCCAGUAGACCAGAUGGCGCCCUAUCUCUCAUAUGUUACCAGGAUCCCACUCUUAAGAAGAAAGUGACGUAGCUUCCGAGAUGUCGUUACAGUUCCCUUGCUCAAUAAGACUGUGAUAAGCGUCAUACAGUGAUGGAAAACAAAGUCAAAUUUAUACUAGAAGUUAUAAAUUGAUAUAUUUAACUGACAUGUUUUGGCCAAAAUUGCCUUCAGCAUUUGUGUGAUUUUUUAAGAACAGAAAAUGAUGUCAAUGUUGUAUACAGUGUAUUGUCAUCUGCAACCCGUAUUGUAUGUAUUCAGUUAUAAAUUAAUAUUCAAUUAAUUGUAGUUUUUCAGUUUAAAAAAACUAGAACAAUGUCAGCAUUUAAAAUUAUAAUGGAAAAACUAUUAUUUUGAUGUAGUUACACAUUUAAAUAAAAAAUGUGUAUAUUUUAUUAUUUUAUGUACAAAAUAUAGCAAGAAAACUAGUUUUGUUUUGUAACUCACUUUUUCAUGUGGGCAUUUUUUUUAAGGAACAUUUCCAUAGAACAGAAAAAAAUUUUGAUUAUAUUCUACAUCCUUGAAUAAUUAUUUAAGUAAAAUGAUGUACUUAAAAAAAUAUAAUUAAUAGAGUCUAAAAAUUAGAUCUUUUUAUAAGUGAUACAAAAUUGUAUUGAGUUAAUAUAAAAGUUAAUAUUUAUAAUAGAUUUUAUUACAAAGUUUUGUUACAUAAUCUUAAUAUCUUUUCCACAAUUGAUAGCAAAAUAGAAGCAAAGUCUUGAAAUUAGCUCAUUGAAAGUUUUUAGUGUUUUCAUUAUACACAAACAAAGGAAAACAGGGCCCAGUUAUAUCAAGGAGCUUACAACCAAUGUAAGUUACACAAAAUAAAUCAUGUAUGAUCAGUUUGUUCCUUAAAUAAAGAACAUGUGGACAACUAACCGGUACAAAUAAUUGAAUAUACUUGUAUAUACUGAAUUAGUUAAUUAGUAUUAAGGCUGGUUUAACUCAAAAGGACUAAUGCCAAAAUUGCACAGUUACAACUCAAACUUCUUUAAGAUGAUAAAUAAGAAAGGCUCCAUAUAGAGUGUUUUUUGCUCCAGAUUUUAAUAUAUUUGUUAAUUCUUUGCAAAUGUUUGACAUAAACAUAUAACUAAAUGCUAUAUAAAGUUGGUUUAUUAUUUGCUUUUUAUAUUAUGUGAUUUUGUUUUGCACUGUGUAUUUACAUUACAUUAAUUUGCUUGUUUUACUACACUUACAGUCUUACUUGAAUAUAUGUAAAUAAUUGUACACAAUUUUUUUGUAUAACACAACAAAGAAGAGGUAUACUGGAUUCUCCAUGGAUGUCAGUUUGUGUAAAUUAUGCAAGUGCAAUUUAUAUUUUUAUGCCCCCGGAUCGAAAGAUCGGGGGUAUAUUGUUUUUGGCCUGUCUGUCUGUCUGUCAUUGUGUCAGUCAUUGUAUGUGUGUGUCACAAAACUUUAACCUUGGUUAAAGUUUUAUAACUAUUGCAAUAUUGAAGGUAGCAACUUCAUAUUUGUCAUGCAUGUGUAUCUCAUGGAGCUGCACAUUUUGAGUGGUGAAAAGUCAAGGUCAAGGUCUUCCUUCAAGGUCAAAGGUCUAGUAUCAUUGUAUUUUUCAUUCCUAAAACUUUAACCUUCAUUAAAGUUUGGUCAUAACUUUUUUAAUAUUGAAGAUAGCAACUUGAUAUUUGGCAUGCAUGUGUAUCUCAUGGAGCUGCACAUUUUGAGUGGCUAAAGGUCAAGGUCAAAGGUCAAAUUUAUGGCUUCAAAGCGGCGCAAUAGGGGGCAUUGUGUUUCUGACAAACACAUCUUUUGUUUUUAGCUCACCUGUCAUGAAGUGACAUGGUGAGCUUAUGUGACCGUGUGAUGUCCAGCGUCCGUUGUGUGUGUGCGUGUGUCCGUCAACAAUUUGUUUGUGUAGACAGUAAAGGUCGCAGUUUUCAUCCAAUAUUUAUGAAAUUUGGUCAGAAUGUUUAUCUUCAUGAAAUCUGGGUUGGGAUUGUAUUUGGGUCAUCUGGGGUCAAAAACUAGCUCACUAGGUCAAGUAAUUGAAAAAUCAUCAACAAUUUUUUUGUGUAGACAGUAGAGGUCACAGUUUUCAUCCAAUGUUUAUGAAAUUUGGUCAGAAUGUUUAUCUUGAUGAAAACUGGGUUGCGAUUGUAUUUGGCUCAUCUGGGGUCAAAAACUAGGUCACUAGGUCAAAUAAUAGAAAAACCUUGUGUAGACAAUAGAGGUCGCAGUUUUAAUCCAAUCUUUAUGAGAUUUGGUCAGAAUGUUUAUCUUGAUGAAAUCUGGGUUGGGAUUGUAUUUGGGUCAUCUGGGGUCAAAAACUAGGUCACUAGGUCAAAAACUAGGUCACCAGGUGAAAUAAUAGAAAAACCUUGUAUAGACAAUAGAGGUCGCAGUUUUCAUCCAAUCUUUAUGAAAUUUGAUCAGAAUGUUUAUCUUGAUGAAAUCUGGGUUGGGAUUGUAUUUGGGUCAUCUUGGGUCAAAAACUAGGUCACUAGGUCAAAUAAUAGAAAAACCUUGUGUAGACAAUAGAGGUCACAGUUUUCAUCCAAUCUUCACGAAAUUUGGUCAGAAUGAGUGUCUUGAUGAAAUCUGGGUUGGGAUUGUAUUUUGGUCACCUGGGGUCAAAAACUAGGUCAAUAGGUCAAAUAUUAGAAAAACCUUGUGUAGAUAAUAGAGGUCACGGUUUUCAUCCAAUCUUUAUGAAAUUUGGUCAGAAUGUUUAUCUUGAUGAAAACUGGGUUUGGAUUGUAUUUGGUUAGUCAGGUGAGCGAUUCAGGGCCAUCAUGGCCCUCUUGUUUGUGAAAACUUCUUAAAUAUGUUAUAACUUGAUAACUACCUCUUGCUGCAAACUUGUAUUAGGACAUGCACUGCAAAUGGAGAAAUUUGUUAAUUCUCUGAUGAGCCAUAGUUUUAAGUAUGUAUCAGUUUAAAUUUUUCAUUCCCAGGUAUGUACAUACUAUUGUUUGUUUUUAUUUCAUUUAAUUCAUAUUGUACUAGACAGGCCCAGAGAAAGUAUUUAAUACAAAACAAUAAUCAGAAAUAUGUAUUAUACCAAACAUCAUAUUACUUCUUUAUGGUUUCAGCAGCUCAUACGUGAUUUUAAGAUAGUGCAGUGAUUAUUAGAAAUCAGUCUUAGAGGAAGCUCCGUUUGAUGCAUGUGAGUAGAGUCUUAGAGGAAGCUCUGCUAUGGAAAAAAUGUGUUUGAUGCAUGUGAGUAAAGUGAGUGAAGUGUCGUCCCAGAUUAGCAUGCACAGUCCAUGCAGGCUGAUCUGGGACAACACUUUCUGCUUCUAUUGUAUUUUUCCUUUAAAGGAAGUCUCUUCUUAGAGAAGAUCGGUGAAAAUUUUGUUCAUGAUUAGCCUGUGCAGACUGCACAGGCUAAUCUGGGAUUAUUGAUAAGUUAGAUUUCUUAUACAGAUUAUUUUCACUAAUAAACUUUUAACUCUA